Daphnia magna is the source of this 1474-nucleotide messenger RNA. Its product is annotated as glutathione S-transferase 1. Gene Ontology annotation, biological process: glutathione metabolic process. The coding region runs from base 159 to 1403 and encodes 414 amino acids. Gene Ontology annotation, molecular function: glutathione transferase activity. The record is from RefSeq and is a predicted model, not a curated record. Lineage: Eukaryota; Metazoa; Arthropoda; Branchiopoda; Diplostraca; Daphniidae. The transcript has 9 exons.
AAUGAAACUUUAUCAGCUUAUCGCGCAUUGAAUAUUUUUAUUUUAAGAUUUUGCGCAACAAAUGCUGAACUGGGACCAGUCCAUUGCGGUCCCGUUAGGUGUCGUGUCCUGUUUACACAUUCGUCUUUCGUCUGUCAAAUAACUACGUGAUCAACAGAAUGCCCGGUUACAAACUCUACUACUUUAACGUCCGAGGACGUGGAGAGCUUUCUCGGUUAAUUUUGCAUUGCGCUGGAGUUCCGUUCGAAGAUUUCCGCUUCGAAGGCAAAGAUUGGCCAGCUAUUAAACCGAACAUGCCUUUUGGGCAAGUCCCGGUCUUGGAAAUAGAUGGAAAUAAAAUGUUGGCCCAGUCUCACACAGUUGCUCGCUAUCUAGCACGCCAGCAUGGAUUAGCUGGUCAAAAUGACUGGGAGCAGAGCCAAGCUGACAUGUAUGUUGAUUGCAUUUAUGAUAUGCAUGGAACCAUGAGAACACCAACUUGGGAAACAGAUCCUGUAAAGCAAAAAGAACUUUUCGAUAAAGUCAAUGAAGAAACAAUUCAACCCCAUUUGGAGAAGGUUGAACAACACAUCAUUAAGAAUGGUAGUGGACAUCUAGUUGGCCAAGGGCUGACCUGGGCUGAUAUUGCGUAUUAUGCGUUUUUUACUACACCCAUCAUGACGCGUUUGGGCGGCGAAGUUUUUACCAAGGCUCCUCAUCUCAAGAAGCUGAUCGAAUUGGUUGGCAGUAAUCCCAACAUCAAAAAGUACGUCGAAACCCGACCUGUAACAUCUGGUGAAAUGACAAACUAUAAACUAAUUUACUUUAACGUCCGUGGACGGGCAGAACUUUCCCGACUGAUACUGCACUGCGCUGAAGUGCCGUUCGAAGACUACCGUAUCGAGCAUAGCGAGUGGCUUUCCCUUAAGCAAGAUAUGCCGUUCAGACAGAUACCCGUCUUAGUAGUUGAUGAUGGUUCCGAGAUACUGGCUCAAUCUAAUACUAUUGCCCGCUAUUUGGCCAAACGGCAUGGACUGGCCGGAAAGGACGACUGGGAAAGAAGUCAAGCGGAUAUGUUCAUCGAUUGCGUUUACGAUUUGCACGCAGGAAUGCGUCCAGUUGCACGCGAAAAGGACCCGGAGAAACAACAGGAAGUGUUCGACAAAGUCAACGAGGAGACGAUUCAGCCUCACGCGAAGAAGAUCGAACAAUUUCUCGUUCAGAAUGGAACCGGAUUUUUGGUCGGCAAUGCUGUAACGUGGGCUGAUAUCGCUUAUUAUGCAUACUUCACGACCCCUAUGAUGGAACGCUUGGGUGGACGCGUGCUGGAGGACCACCCGCACUUGAAAAAACUAGUGGAACACGUUGGUAAUAUCCCAUCCAUCAAGAAAUAUAUUGAAAAACGACCGACUACAUUGAGAUAAAUUUAUGACAAACCAAAAAACAUAAGACAUGUGGAUAGAACUCAAGAAAAUAUAAAAAGAGUACGAUUUCA